Messenger RNA from Tigriopus californicus, 625 nucleotides. Its product is annotated as protein MTSS 2-like. Bases 189 to 557 code for a protein of 122 amino acids. Gene Ontology annotation, cellular component: cytoplasmic side of plasma membrane; actin cytoskeleton. The transcript has 4 exons. Gene Ontology annotation, molecular function: actin binding; phospholipid binding. The record is from RefSeq and is a predicted model, not a curated record. Gene Ontology annotation, biological process: cell projection assembly; plasma membrane organization. Lineage: Eukaryota; Metazoa; Arthropoda; Copepoda; Harpacticoida; Harpacticidae.
GGAAGGCAUGGUGGUGGAAAUGCUCAGUCUAUGAAGAGAAGUGCAUUGACGACCAUGUUUGUCCAGGUGUUCUUAACGAGGCAUAACUUUGAAUAGAGUGCAUCCAAAUUGAACUGAGAAAACACAAUAAGAAAGUUAGUGCCCACUGCUGUUGUUGUCAUUGUUGUUGCUGAUCUGGGGUGCUCAAGAUGGAGAGUGGCAAUUCCAUUGGCGUAGGAGGUGGUGGACUGGAUUCCGGCUUGGCGUCCCUAUCCAUUGUCAUUGAUAAUGACCUCGAUAAGGAGUGCUCCGCCCUGGGAGGACUCUUCCAACAGAUCAUCAAUGAGAUGAAGGUUGGCAUUCCCAACUUCGAGGAUUUUGUGACUAAAGCCAGCAAGCUCCACACCACGCUCAAGACCACAAUUGUCGUCUUGGGAUCCUUUUUGGACUCGUUUCAGAAAAUUGCCGACACGGCCACCAACACCAAAGGUUCAACGAGAGACAUUGGUACAUGCUUGACGAGAAUUGUAAUCCGACACCGAGCUCUGGAAUCCAGAAUGAAGAGCCUUAAUGGGUAAGUUGGAUCAAAGGUUUGAAGUGGAGAAGCCUCCAUUUCUUCAACAAUGGUUGCUGGCCUUGAAACUUC